Messenger RNA from Papilio machaon (common yellow swallowtail), 562 nucleotides. RefSeq lists its product as uncharacterized. The record is from RefSeq and is a predicted model, not a curated record. Bases 9 to 416 code for a protein of 135 amino acids. Lineage: Eukaryota; Metazoa; Arthropoda; Insecta; Lepidoptera; Papilionidae. The transcript has 2 exons.
CGACUAAAAUGACUCUUGAAUCAUUGAGGAUGACAAUUAAAGAGACUUUGCCAAGGAUAAAUAUGACACUGACAAUUGGGUUGAAUCCAGUCGAGUCGGAUAUAUUAGAACCAUCAAAUCACAAGAUUGGUGUCGUUGAUAAAUUUCCUCGUUUUUAUAAGCUUGUACCAAUUGCCGGUAAUACUAGAUUCCUUUUGGUACCAUUGCCAUUAGGUGUAUUUAAAAGCGCGCAGACGCCUGGUGAUAUGAUUAGUUCGAUUAGCGGAGCUGUUCAAUCUGCAGCCAAUUCAGUCAAAGUUGUCAAAGGUGUUAAAUUAAUCCAGGAGUGUAACUUACAAGUUCCAGCAGACGGAACACCAUCGCCUGCUUCGCAGUGCUCCAGCUCGCCGCAACAACAGCGAUCAUACAGCCAAUAAACAACCAUAAUGGCAUUCUGGUAUUAACUGAAGCAAAAGCUCAAUAUCAAAUUGACACGUAUCAUCUAGCAGUUAUAUACAACACCACAAAACUUAGAGAUAUAUACGUAGAUAUAUGUAGUUAUUAUUAUACUAUAAAACUAAAA